AAGGAGGCUAAAAUGGCAGCUGCUAAAUCAUUUAUUGAAGAAUAUACCGAACUGUUGAUGUGUCCUAUAUGUCUAGACAAAGUAAAGACACCAAAGUCACUGACAUGCCUACAUUCAUUCUGUGAAGGAUGCCUAGAUAAAUGGAUUCAAACUGAAAGGGACAGUAGAAAAAAGACCUAUCCUUGCCCAGUAUGCAAGUGUGAAACAGACAUCCCAAAUGGAGGUGCGAACUCAUAUAGAACUAACUUCACCAUGCAGUCAUUGGCUGAAGCCCUCGAGAGAACAAAGAAACAACUAAAUAAAUCUAGCAUAAACUGUGACAUCUGUGCACAGGGUGACGAACUUAGACCUGCUGUCGCUAGAUGUAUUGAAUGUGCUGAGUAUUUGUGCAACACUUGUGACAAAUCCCAUGGUAGAACGAGAUUGUUGAAAUCUCACCAGCGUGUUAAACUAACUGGGGAUAUUGAAAAGGAUUCCAAGAUUGCUAUAGAUGGUCUGGUUCAAAGGAAUAUUGAUUGUACUGAGCACAAUGACCAACCCCUGAAGUUCUACUGUAAGACAGACAAAACCAUUGUAUGUAGAGAUUGUUGUAUCACUGAUCAUUCUGGACAUUCAUGUGUGAAAAUUGAAAAUGUGGCAAAGGAAGAACUACGUAACGUAUCUGCAUUGAUCGGACUAGCCAUCCAAAGGAAAGAUUUACUUGAGAAGCAACUUAAAAACUCAGAAAAUUUGACUGACAUCCAGGGAAAAAAACUCCAGAAACUUCUCAGUUCAAUAAAAUCAGAUCGCAAAGCUAAGAUAACUGAACUUGAAAGGUACUUUGAUAAACUAGAAAGUGGGGCUAAGGAGGUGCAUAAUAACACUGUCAAACAGAUGAAAUCUCAAAGAAGCGAUAUAGAGCUACAGAGGGGCGUCACUGAGAGUACAUUACUUCACCUGACCUCUCUACAAAAACAUGGACAUCCUGUCGAGAUAGUUACCUCAAGUGCUGAUAUCAAACAAAAACUACAAGAUUGGAGCUCAAUGCCUUUAAGUGUAGACUUAAAACCUCAUCUUAAUUCUCUAGAUAUUGGGACAUACAAACCUGGCCACUUGGACGUAUCUAAACUGGGACAAAUUCUCACAUUUACUGAUAAGGCAAGUGAUAAAACUUCAGCGACAUCUUUUCAAAGUAAAAAAAGUCUAAAACUAUGUAGACCAAAUGUAUACAGAAGUGAACAUUUAGUAGCAGAACAGAAAUAUGAGAAUGUCAUAUCAGAUAUUUGUGUGGGUGAGAAUCAAAACAUAUUAGUAGUAGAAUCACCUGAACUCCAGAAUAUGCUUGUGACUUAUGUAAACAAUCACAGAACAUUGAACAAAAAAUCAACAAAGAAAAUCAACUCAGAUGGAGUGUGUACUGCCAAGGAUAAUUGCUAUGCUGUAUGUGAUCGAACAUACAAGUGUGUGGCUAUCUACAAUGAAAACUUGGUACACCAGAGAAACAUUGGUAAUUUCCAAGAUCCAUUUUAUAUAUGUAUGAACUCUGCAGGUGAGCUGCUGGUCAUUGACUCAGCAGCCAAAUGUGUGUACAUUGUUGACUACAACGAUGGCUCUAUACUGGCAACAAUAGGUGAUGGUAUAUUGAAUGGUCCUUCGUUUGUCACAAAUAACAGCAGAUAUUCAGUCAUUGUAUCAGAUGCAUUAACAGACUGCGUAUACAUGUUCAACAGGAAGGGAGACCUUGAAAACAGCUAUGGCACAAAGGGUAGUGGCAAUGAUCAACUCGACUGGCCAUGUGGUGUCUGCACUGACUCACUUGACAACAUCAUUAUAGCUGACUGUAAUAAUGACAGAAUCCACUUGUUGGAUCCCACUGGGAGGUUUAUCAAGUACCUCCUGACCCCAGAGGACAACGUUAAGUAUCCUUAUGCACUUGCAAUCGAUCACAAUGGUGACCUAUUGGUUAGUACCUGGUUAAGUGGUGAUCUCCACUUCAUAAAAUACAUGGCCUAUGAGUAAAACCAAUGACAGAGACGAGACAAUGAAUCAGAUGGAGCAAGGCAAACACGUCACGAAUCAAUUGCAUUUCAUUUAUCUAUUCCUUAAUAAUUUCCUUGUAAUUGCACUCAAGAC
Molecule: messenger RNA, 2112 nt
Organism: Owenia fusiformis
Lineage: Eukaryota; Metazoa; Annelida; Polychaeta; Sabellida; Oweniidae
Source: the annotation of a GenBank genome assembly